Lachancea lanzarotensis is the source of this 1173-nucleotide messenger RNA. It is a transcript of the gene PEX32, whose product is annotated as LALA0S04e05182g1_1. The record is from RefSeq and is a predicted model, not a curated record. Lineage: Eukaryota; Fungi; Ascomycota; Saccharomycetes; Saccharomycetales; Saccharomycetaceae. Gene Ontology annotation, cellular component: peroxisomal membrane. The coding region runs from base 1 to 1173 and encodes 390 amino acids. The transcript has a single exon. Gene Ontology annotation, biological process: peroxisome organization.
AUGGCAGAAAACGGUAGAGUUUUCCGCGCAAAUUUGGUGCAGAAACAAGGUCAGAAAGCCGGUUUGACAUAUUCAACGGCUCCGCAGGUGUCAUGGGCCCUAAACCAGCUGUACCCAUUUUUGAUUAUAUUCGAUGGGCUACUGAAUAACUUAAUGUGGUGUUGUGAUGAUAUUUGGCUACCAUUCAUCUACUUGGUGCUUUUGACGAUGGUGGUAAAUUUAGGUGAGGUUCUCGAUAGGUACUCCAACAUUAUCAAGGCAUUGGUCGCUUCGUGGCUUGGCCUUAUGAGUCUCGUCUUUGUCGUGCUAUCGUAUUUGUAUUACAUUUCAAGUGUGGUACAUGAACUGAAGCAAGAAGAGCCUCCUACACUGGAUGAUAUCGUGGUAAUCAUGGAAAAUGUGCAUUACAAGCUUGAAAGGAUGCGUGACGACGUGGGUCGAAUUUCUAGAAUUCGAAAACGCGAAUUGGCAUCUUUAGUGUUGAUACUGAUGCCUCUAAACUGGCUGGUAUCUACUUAUAUGGUGUCCACUCAAAGCUAUGUGAAAUUUCUUGUGACAGCGGGCCUCAUUUUCCAUUCGAGUUGGUGUCAGUGCACUCUACGUUUGGUAUGGCGUAGCUUGUUUGUUCGGCAAGUCUUCUUUGCCUUAUACAAGCAGCAACGUACCACCUUGUCAAAAGACCCAAUCUCUGAUCAUUACACGGUAAUAAAAGAUGCGCUGGACGUUGCAGUGCCAAGAGAGUUAGAUCUAUUGGACGAUCUUAAACACGCAAUGCGUUUGAAGCAAUUCGUUUGUGAGGCUAUUUCCAAUGGAUGCGAUCAAUUGAAAGGGGACCCCAACUACCAUUGGGUCAAAGUCCUGGUUGUCGAGUAUCGAAUUUACGAAAACCAACGCAAAUGGCCGCUGGACGGCUGGACUCACAACACGUUGACUUAUGAGAGGACGAAGUACAGUACGGGGCAAGGCAGCACUUUAUCCAGAAGCCUUUCGCCCUGGGAGUUUCAAGAGUCCCUAAGUCCGGACUGGAUCUGGAUUGAGGAUGGCUGGAAACCACACGAAUGGGAAUAUUGCGAUACGGAAUGGAACAUCAAGGGCCCGGUGGACUCGCUAGACUGUUAUACUAGAACCAGAACAUGGGUCCGGUCUGCUUUCCAGUCACUUCCGGAGUUGUAA